AUGGGCAACUCCAAUGAUAUAUCCGCUAACAACCUGAAAAUUUCAACCGGAGAUGAUUGCAUUUCUAUUGGCCCCGGUAGUUCGAAUAUUAACAUUUCCGAGGUCUAUUGUGGCCCUGGUCAUGGAAUUAGCAUUGGAAGUUUAGGGAAGUACCAAGAUGAAGGUGAUGUUAAUGGAGUUGUAGUGAGGAAUUGUACCAUUGUGAGGACUACAAAUGGAGCAAGAAUAAAGAGUUGGGCACCUUCACCUCCUAGCAAAGUUUUCAAUGUCACUUUUGAAGAUAUUAAUGUGGAAUAUGCUGAAAAUCCUAUCAUCAUUGAUCAACAAUAUUGUCCUCGCUCAUCUUGUAAUAAAGAGGGUAACUCACAAGUGGAGAUUUCAAAUGUUAAAUUCAUUGACAUAAGAGGAAUUUCAGCUUCAAAAGUGGCAGUUUCUCUGAAUUGCAGCAAAAGUGUGCCAUGCCAAGGGAUUGAGCUAAGGGGUUUAGACUUAAUUUUCAAUGGCCAAGAGGCCACAACUGCAACUUGUUCCAAUGCAAAUAUGAGCUUUUAUGGACAGCAAACUCCUUCUGGCUUUAAGAGUUCUCAAGUUCAUGGUAAAGGUGCUGUGUUCAAUGUUCAAGAUUUUGGUGCCUUUCCAGAUGGGAAGACUGAUAGUAGCCAGGCCUUUUUGAAGGCAUGGAACCAAACGUGUCAAAUCAAGGAAGGAGGCACAAUCUUUAUUCCAACAGGGACUUUCUUGUUGAAUACAGUGACAUUUAAUGGCCCAUGCAAUGGCCAAACUAUUUUUAACAUUAAUGGAGUUUUGAGAGCUCCCUCUGGUGAAAGCAGAGAUGAAUUCUGGAUAUUAUUUCAGCAUAUUAAUGGGCUGACUAUUAAUGGAAAAGGUUCUUUAGAUGGCCAAGGCCCUUCUGCAUGGUCCCUUACAAGCGAUAGCCCAAAUCUUGACGAUUCAUAUAGUAACUCCAACGAUAUCUCUGCUAACAACCUGAAAAUUUCGACCGGAGAUGAUUGCAUUUCUAUUGGCCCCGGUAGUUCGAAUAUUAACAUUUCCGAGGUCCAUUGCGGCCCUGGUCAUGGAAUUAGCAUUGGAAGUUUAGGGAAGUACCAAGAUGAAGGUGAUGUUAAUGGAGUUAUAGUGAAGAAUUGUACCAUUGUGAGGACUACAAAUGGAGCAAGGAUAAAGAGUUGGGCGCCUUCACCUCCUAGCAAAGUUUUCAAUGUCACUUUUGAAGAUAUUAAUGUGCAAUAUGCUGAAAAUCCUAUCAUCAUUGAUCAACAAUAUUGUCCUCACUCAUCUUGUAGUAAAGAGGGUAACUCACAAGUGGAGAUUUCAAAUGUUAAAUUCAUUAACAUAAGAGGAAUUGCAGCUUCAAAAGUGGCAGUUUCUCUUAAUUGCAGCAAAAGUGUGCCAUGCCAAGGGAUUGAGCUAAGGGGUUUAGACUUAAUUUUCAAUGGCCAAGAGGCCACAACUGCAACUUGUUCCAAUGCAAAUAUGAGCUUUUAUGGACAGCAAACUCCUUCUGGCUGUACAUGA
Messenger RNA from Lycium ferocissimum, 1536 nucleotides. RefSeq names its product exopolygalacturonase-like. Lineage: Eukaryota; Viridiplantae; Streptophyta; Magnoliopsida; Solanales; Solanaceae. Gene Ontology annotation, molecular function: polygalacturonase activity. Bases 1 to 1536 code for a protein of 511 amino acids. The record is from RefSeq and is a predicted model, not a curated record. Gene Ontology annotation, biological process: carbohydrate metabolic process. The transcript is spliced from 6 exons.